AUGGCCUCGGUCUCGUCCCCUCCCCACUCUCCACCUCACGGCUCACCAACCUCGCCUCACUCGCCGUACCAGCAACUCGCCGACGCAGACCACUGCUUCCCGCCGUCCUCUGCACAGCCGAUCCUCGGGUCGACGAGGUCGAGGAGCGGGUCGCGGACGUAUCGCGAGGUGCAGGAGGAGGAACGCAGGGAGCGCGAGUUGCAGAGGCAGAGGACGCGCAGUCGUGAACGAGCUGCGGCAGAAGACGCGCUCGAAGGGCGCAAGUCGAACGAGCAUGCACUCGAUCACGGCGCGGGCGAGAUGAGCAUGACCGAGUUGCGGGCGGAGAUGGAGACUCUCCUCUCACUGCGACGACGGUCGAUGAGCCAGCCCAUCGCCGUCGACCCAGACCUUCCGCCGACUCUCCCGCCAACUUCUGCUCCUCCGCCUUCCGCCAAACGACCGCAGCUCACUCUGACCAUCACGCCGCCUCACGAGUUUGGUCCUGGUGGCGCGCCUAUCUCGCCGACUGCGCCAGUGCCAGCCGAGACGGGCACGCUCGUACGGCGUCGCUCGUCAGCUGCCGGACGACUACCCUCCGAACAUCCUGUCCCUUCACCUCCGCCAGUCCCUUCUCCUCCUCUACACUUUCCUUCUCCUUUCCCUACCGCAACCACCUCGACCUCGACCGCACCUUCAUCCGACUCGUCCGCCUCACCCUCAGACACGCCCUACUCUUCCUCACAGGACCUCUUCUGGCUACCCGCAAGCCUGCAUCCCGAGCUCGCACCUCAAGAGUUUAAGGCCUUCAUCCGCGACCAGACGCGUCCCGAAGCACUCGCGCGACGGAGCUCGCUCAGCGCAGGGGGAAACCGAGUCAGUCGGCGAGCGAGUCUGUUAAGGGGCGAAUACAAGCCGAGGACGGACGAUGGGGUGGGCGAGAACGAGGGUGCGGGGGUGAAGCGGACUGCGAGCGAUGGAGGACGGAGGGAGAGGAGGAGCGUGCUGAACUUUGAGGAGUUGACGAUCAAGGACUUGCAGAGGUUGGAGGAGUUGGCGGCGAAAGCUGAGGCAGAAGGUACGACGACGGGCGAGGAGGAGGAAGGCGAGCGCCUCGGCCGCGUUCUGCGGCGAAGUCUCAGCUUGAACCCUCACCGCGUUGCCGCCGCCGCCGCAUCCGCCUCCGAGCUCGGCACAACUCUGCAGUCGACGCCGGAAGAGACGAGCGACCAGCUGUCCGACGAGGCGCCCAUCAUCGUUCCUCCGCCCGGCCAGAUCCUUCGCCGCAACGCCCGCACCAAGAUUCGCAAAGGCAGCAUCGGCAGCGAAGUAGGUCGCGGCGGAUCUCGCUUUGGGCCGCAACGGCGGUCUCGGUCCAGCACAGGCGACCUCCGGGCGUCAACCUCGUCGACGACACUCUCGACGGCGGAAGACGGAGAACUCCCCGCUGGCGACAUCAGCUUCGACGAAAGUGUCGAGAGCGAGGAGACGCGAGCGGGCGGGCCGGCGCGUCAGACGACACUUUCGUCGGCGGAAGACGAUGCUGCGACAGGCGCAUCGCCGCCCAGCUCCGAUAGCCAGCAUGUCCCGCGACACAUCGAGGUCGCGUCUCCCGCACCUUCGGAACCUCUCCGACAUGUCCUUGUCGACAAGCCGAUGGAGGACGAGCCGCUUGCGAUGCCAGAACCCGUCGCCGCUCAAUACGGCCCGGCGGUCCUCACACCUCCCGCCGUCUCCGACUCGUCCUCCUCCUCUCCUUCUACCAUCUCUCCCGCCUCUCCCGACUACGACUGGGCGACACACCACCUUCCGACUCCUGCACCUGCUCCUCCGCCGCCACCCGAGCCGCAGUACACCGUUCACCCGCAACAUUCUCUCCGCUCCGACAUCCCACCUCCGCAGGCCGUACCCGUCCCUCUGCCUAAACGCAGGGACAGCGUGUCUCCCCAGGGACCCCGACCCGAGUCGCCGAAGCCGAGUGUGAAGGAGAAGAAGAGCGGAUGGGCAAGGCUGGGUCUCGGCAGCUCGGAGGACAAGGCGAAGAAGAAGGGCAAGGGGAAAGAGGACGCGUCGGAGAAGACGAAGGAGUCGUCUGGCUUUCUCGGAGGCCUCUUCGGUCGCAAGCGAACGGAGGAGCACGAGCGUCCGCCUCCUCGCGCUCCCUCGCCUCCGCCCGAACCUCGCAUCCCGCCGCCUCCGCCCACCGCCUCGGGCGUCUUGCUGCCGAACGGCAAGUACGCCAACUUCUACCGCCUGCCGAUCCACGUCGAGCGCGCCGUCUACCGCCUCAGCCACAUCAAGCUUGCCAACCCGCGACGACCGCUUUACGAGCAGGUCCUCAUUUCGAACCUCAUGUUCUGGUACCUCGGCCUGAUCCAGAAGCCUGUCGCUCCUCCCCCCGCUGCGCCGCCUGUCCCGAUCCCCGGCAUGCGCAAGCAAAACCGAGACUCGAGCGCGUCGAUGGACUCGCAUUCGGCUCCGUCACCGCCAGCCGAAGCUUCGCAGCGACCGCCUCUGACGAAGGAGGCGCCGCACAAGCGCGUCGGGCUCAGCAAGCCGAAGCGUGCGGGUGCUGGAGGACGCACUGCCGAGACGCCGAUGCGAACGCCGAGCUACGAGGUGCAAAACCAGCAGCUUGUCGAGGAGCAGAACCAGCGAUACUUCCAGCAGCAGCCUUACUCUUCCUCUCCGCCAAAGACGCUCUUUGCGCCACCGCUCUCGUCGUCGGCAGCCGGCGAGCCGAAGCGCACGAACGAACGGACUUCGGCGCCGUCGGUCAUGUAUCCCUCGCCCGCGCAGAACACGCCCGGAGGAUACGGUUACAUCCCGGAAGACGACGACGACCGACCGCUCGCUCCUUCCGCACCGCCGCAACACCAGCAGCAGCCCUUCCGCGAGUCGUAUCCACCCCAGCGACCUGCACCUGUCCCGACGCACACUAAGAGCGGGUCCAGCUUCGAAGUCACCUCGCGCGCCGGCGGCUCGCCAAAACGCCUCUCCGGAGGUCCCGCCGACCCGCGCUUCCUUUCCUCCUCGCCCCCGUCGGCUCAGGCGACUGAUCGACGCCAAUCGACCCUCUCAGACAAGAGCUUCGAGGAGAUUUACGAUGCCUACGCUCCCGGCUCGCCUACAAGUCCGCAGGCGCCGACGAUCGAUCUGCCACCCUCGUUCGCCGCCUCGAUGGGCGCGCCUGUCCCACCAGAGAAGACGGGCGGCUUCCUCGGCUCAGUCGCGCCGCGUGGGUCGUCCCUCAAGGCCUUUGGCGAGGUCGGCGUAAGGCCUCGAUAG
Messenger RNA from Rhodotorula toruloides NP11, 3267 nucleotides. RefSeq names its product putative regulator of cell polarity. NCBI's taxonomy places the organism in Eukaryota, Fungi, Basidiomycota, Microbotryomycetes, Sporidiobolales, Sporidiobolaceae. The record is from RefSeq and is a predicted model, not a curated record. The transcript is spliced from 4 exons. Gene Ontology annotation, biological process: establishment of cell polarity; positive regulation of G2/M transition of mitotic cell cycle. The coding region runs from base 1 to 3267 and encodes 1088 amino acids. Gene Ontology annotation, cellular component: cytoplasm; cell septum.